Caenorhabditis briggsae is the source of this 291-nucleotide messenger RNA. The coding region runs from base 1 to 291 and encodes 96 amino acids. The record is from RefSeq and is a predicted model, not a curated record. The transcript is spliced from 4 exons. NCBI's taxonomy places the organism in Eukaryota, Metazoa, Nematoda, Chromadorea, Rhabditida, Rhabditidae.
AUGAUUUUUUCUCGACGGAAAUCUGUCUAUUCUUUGCUGAGGCUAAUUCUUCUACUAAUAUGUAUAAAAAUUUGCACAAGCGACCUAUUCGAAAAAAGUGAGCCAUGUCAGGAUGUGCUUGGUAAAGAGCUACAUUGCCCCAGCAAUUUUAUCUAUUACUUCGAGUGUUGCUCUAACGAAUGUUGUUUGAGGACUCAGGUCCUGCCUGCAAUAGUGAUAGCUUUCGGUGCCAUUGUGAUGACAUUGUUUUGUCUGGUCUCGUGUGUCGCAUAUUGUUGUUGUGGAGAUUGA